Messenger RNA from Synchytrium microbalum, 1308 nucleotides. Its product is annotated as phosphopyruvate hydratase. Lineage: Eukaryota; Fungi; Chytridiomycota; Chytridiomycetes; Synchytriales; Synchytriaceae. Gene Ontology annotation, biological process: glycolytic process. The transcript has 10 exons. The coding region runs from base 1 to 1308 and encodes 435 amino acids. Gene Ontology annotation, cellular component: phosphopyruvate hydratase complex. The record is from RefSeq and is a predicted model, not a curated record. Gene Ontology annotation, molecular function: magnesium ion binding; phosphopyruvate hydratase activity.
AUGGCAAUCCAAAAGGUUCACGCUCGUCAAAUCUUCGAUUCUCGUGGAAACCCAACCAUUGAAGUCGACGUCACUACUGACAAGGGCAAGUUCACUGCUGCUGUCCCGUCAGGUGCAUCUACUGGCAUUCACGAAGCUUUGGAGUUACGUGACAAUGACAAGACCGCUUAUGUUGGAAAGGGUGUUUUGAAGGCCGUCAGCAACGUCAACAACAUCAUUGCUCCUGCCUUGAUCAAGUCAAAUAUUGACGUGACCGCUCAAGAAGCUAUUGAUGAAUUCUUGAUUGCUUUGGACGGUACAAAGGCCAAGUCAAAACUUGGUGCUAAUGCCAUUCUCGGUGUCUCUUUGGCCGUCGCUCGUGCUGGUGCUGCCCAAAAGGGAGUCCCAUUGUACGUUCACUUGGCACAAUUAUCUGGUGAAUCUACUCCAUACGUACUCCCAGUACCUGCCUUCAAUGUCAUCAACGGUGGUUCUCAUGCCGGAAACAAGCUUGCCAUGCAAGAAUUUAUGAUUCUUCCUACUGGAGCUAGCUCUUUUACUGAAGCCAUGAAGAUUGGUACCGAAGUCUACCAUACAUUGAAGAAUGUCAUCAAGAAGAAAUAUGGUCAAGAUGCUACCAAUGUCGGUGAUGAAGGAGGAUUUGCACCAAACAUUCAAGACAACAGAGAAGGUUUGGACUUGUUGGUGGCAGCUAUUGCUCAAGCAGGCUACACUGACAAGGUCAAGAUUGGAAUGGAUGUCGCUGCAUCUGAAUUCUUCAAGGACGGUAAAUACGACUUGGACUUUAAGAACUCUGCUUCAGAUCCUUCCAAGUUCCUGUCUGGAGUUGAGCUCGGUGAUUUGUACCGGUCAUUCAUCAAAGACUACCCAAUCGUCUCGAUUGAGGAUCCAUUCGACCAAGAUGACUUUGAAUCAUAUGCCAGUCUUCACAAAUCUGAAACAAUUCAAAUCGUUGGUGAUGACUUGACUGUCACCAACCCUGAACGUAUUCAAAUGGCUAUUGAACACAAGGCCUGCAACGGCCUAUUACUCAAAGUCAACCAAAUUGGUACAGUCACUGAAUCUAUUCGAGCUGCCAAACUUGCCAACUCUGAUGGUUGGGGAGUCAUGGUAUCUCACCGAUCAGGUGAAACUGAAGAUACCUUCAUUGCUGACUUGGUUGUCGGUCUUGGAAGUGGUCAAAUCAAGACUGGUGCCCCAUGCAGGUCUGAACGCCUUGCCAAGUACAACCGUCUAUUGGUGAUUGAAGAGGAAUUAGGUGCCAACUGCAUCUAUGCAGGCGUGAACUUUAGAAAGCCAAAGGCAUAA